This is a messenger RNA of Paramecium sonneborni, 323 nucleotides long. Lineage: Eukaryota; Ciliophora; Oligohymenophorea; Peniculida; Parameciidae. The record is from the annotation of a GenBank genome assembly.
AUGAUAGGAUAAGCUCAACCUAAGAGAUUUUACUCUAAAAUCUCACUUUCUAAAAAGAAAGCUUUGAUUUAAAAAGUUUUUCAUAAUAAUUUGAAGAUUAAGCAAGUAUAAGAUUAUUAAAUUUGUAGGCAGCUAAGUAAUUAAACCUAAAAUAUGCUACUGCUAAGACCAUUAUACUUCUUUAUAGAAAGAAAGUAGUGAGAAAAUAACUAAUCUUUGCUUCGAAUAAACCUUGUUUAAUUCUUCCUUUAUAGAAUAAAAUGAGCAAUGUCAUUGUUGUCUCUUUGGUAGCUGGAAAAUUAUUGAAUUAGAAUGAAGUAUGA